Messenger RNA from Dimorphilus gyrociliatus, 10035 nucleotides. The record is from the annotation of a GenBank genome assembly. NCBI's taxonomy places the organism in Eukaryota, Metazoa, Annelida, Polychaeta, Dinophilidae.
GUACAUCACAAGAGGAAAAAGCUUAAUAUCUACAGAAAGAUUUAUAAAUUUAGAAGAGAAAAGCAAUAAAGUUUAAGAAAAUAAGAGCAAAUAUCAGAAUAAUGACACCUCUUUGGGUUAUUUUUGCAUGCUUUUGCGUGUAUUCUGUAGAGAACGCCGCAGUUCCCACGAAAACAUGUACGGCCAUUCAGAAUUGUGAUGAUUGCAGUAACCCCGCUUUGACAUGUACAAGAUGUCCAGCAGGUUAUACAAUCAAGAGUGACGGACAAAAGUGUUUACCUUGUCCCGACAACUGUUUAUCAUGUAACAACACGGAAGCCGAAAAGACCGUUUGUUUGGAAUGUAAACCAAGUUAUUGGUUAAAAAGUUCUGACAAAGUCUGCGAAAAAUGUCCUAAUAACUGCGCAACAUGCAAAGAGAAGGGUACAUCAGGAACUGCAGAAUGUAUAACUUGUUUUUUUAGCCAUGGUUUAAAAAAUGACAAGACCGGCUGCGUCCCUUGUAGUGCAAUGACAGGCUGUACAGUCUGUAAAGAUUCAAAUGACGACAACGUUGCUGAUAUAUGCGAAGCUUGUAGCAGCAAUCAAGGUCUUAAGGGUGAUAAGAAAGGAUGCGUUGGUAAGAUUUUGUCGAUAUUCCUUAUGCAGUUUCAAAAAAUAUAUAUGCUUUUUAUUCCUUUUGUAGCCUGUCCUUCAAAUUGUCAAGUUUGUACUGACGCAGAUAAUGAUGGUAAAGCAGAAUGUUCAUCUUGCAGCAAUCUUUUCGGUCUAAAACCCGACAAGACAGGGUGCGCUAGUUGUUCAGCUUUAGGAUCUGAGUGUCUUACGUGUACUAUUGGAAAUGAUCAAACAACGCCAUCUAGUUGCGAUUCUUGUACUGGUGGUUAUGUCGUUCGGGGCAAUAAGCAAGGAUGUUCGAAGUGUCCUGAUGGUUGCAAAAUCGACAAAUGUUCGGAUUCACAAGGAACUGGUACUGCCAUUUGUGAAGAAUGUAAGGACACUUGGGGAGUUAAAAUAUCCAAAGCUGGAUGCGUCAGAUGUAACGCUAAUUGUAAUAAAUGUACUGUUGAGGCUGAUGAAACAACAACUAAGUGUACAGAAUGCGUUGCCAGAUACGAAAAGACCAACAUGAACACUUGCGAUUUUUGCCCUGAAAAUUGCUUGUCCUGCGAAAUCAGCAAUGGUAAGGUAGUUUGUAAGAGCAGUGGAUGCAAACAAAAAUAUGCUUGGAAGUCUGAUGAUGGAUCUUGCGUAAAAUGCCCCGUCAACUGCAAUGAGUGCUCCUAUUCUGGUGGUAUUUCAAAAUGUCGUUCCGGAAAGUGCAUAUCUGGUUAUACAGAUCGUGUUUCUGAUGGAAAAUGUUAUCAAUGUCCAGAUAGAUGUAGCAAAUGUAGUGAUGAUGGUACAAAAACAAAGUGCGGAUGGCAAUACUGUCAAAUCGGUUCAGCUUGGAAGGGAGACGAUGGAUCCUGUCCAGAGUGUCCAUCUGGCUGUAAAUACUGUUAUGCCGAUCGCGAAUAUCUCAUCAAAUGUUCCAUUUGUCAUGAAAAGAAAACUUUGACCAGUGACAGAGCAGGCUGCACAGAUUGUCCAAUUAAUUGCAAUGAAUGUGAGCUUGUUGAUAAUGUUGCCAAGUGUUUAGACCAACAGUGCUACGAUGGCUAUUAUAGAGAUGAUAAUGGACAAUGCAAAGCAUGUUCGACCGGUUGCAAAUCCUGCAUCAAGAGUGGCAGUACUACUGAGUGUUUAGUAUGUAAAGCUUAUUAUGUAAUGAACCCAACCACAAAAAAAUGCGUUUCAUGUCCUGGCGGGUGUGAAACUGGUAAAUGCCAAUUCUCAUCAACAAAAUCAGUAUGCUCAAAAUGUUUGAAAGGUUUUGUUCUAAGCGACGGCAGUUGCAGAGGAUGUCCGUCAAAUUGUGAUACAUGUAAAUAUGAGGGUGGUAAAACAAUCUGUACAACGUGCUCAGCCAAGCACUAUCACGUUCAAACACAAAUGUGCAUAGCUUGUCCACCUGGAUGUAAAUCUUGUACUGAAUCAGGAACCACAGUUAUUUGUAAUACUAAUCAAUGCUUAUCGGGAUAUGAAUACUAUAAUAACAAAUGCUAUAAAUGUCCUUCUAAGUGUACAUCCUGCACUGGAAUAUGGAGUGCAUCAGUUUUCAAGACUGUUUGUGACACUAAUAAGUGCUCAGGUGCUUUUGCAACUGACAGUAACGGUUUGUGUCAACCGUGUAGUGAAAACUGUGAAUCAUGUACAUCACCGGGAAAAUGCUCCAAAUGUAAUACUGGGUACAUUCUUGCUGGUUCUGCAUGUGAAGCUUGUGCAACAAACUGCGCAGAUUGUAGCCAGCCUGGAAAGUGCUCAACCUGCCUCCCUGGAUAUAAAUUGGACAGUGAUGAAUGCAAAGAAUGUGCUGCGAAAGAUCAGUGUGAAACCUGUAAUGAUCAAGGAGCUGGCCGUUGUGAUUAUUGCAAACUGGGAUAUGUAGUUAAAGACAACUCUCAAGCUUGUCUACAAUGUCCAGCUGGUUGUAAUUACUGUGAGCAAAAGAGUCCAACAUCUGACGACCCUUGGUGUAAACCUGGAGGGUGUAAAAUUGGAUUCGCUCAGAAAAGAAACAGAGAUUGUACCGAAUGUCCCCCAGGAUGUGCCGAAUGUACAUAUGAUGCCACUGAAACGAACCUAUUAUGUCGUGCUGGAAAGUGCAAGCAAGGUUAUACAGAAAGCUCUGGAGUUUGCGUGAGGUGUGCUGACAAUUGUAUUACCUGUAACGCUCAAGGAAAAUGUAACGAAAAAGGAUGUAAAUCAGGAUAUACUAGAUCUUCGAAUGGUCAACAAUGUGACAAAUGCGCCAAUAAUUGCUUUAAGUGCGAUAUUAAAGGAGCUGCUAAAUGUGACGAGGAUGGAUGCAACACAGGAUUUGCCUACGAUAAUGAAAUCUGUCAACCAUGUCAGCCUACUGUUUGCUCUAGAUGCUCUAAGAAGGAUAAAUGUGAUAAUGGAGGUUGUAUUGGAAAUUAUAUAUUGAAAGAUGAAAUAUGUCAAAAAUGCGAUGACAAUUGUAAAACUGCAAGAUGUACUCAAAAUGGACCAGGAAAAUGUGAUGUUGGUGAAUGUAAGGAUCAUUACGUUCUUGAUAGUAACAAUGAAUGCAAAAGAUGCGAUAAUAAUUGCGAAGACAACCAAUGUGGAGGUUUUACUGUUGGUGGGAAAUGCAAUGAACUAAAGUGCAAAUUACAUUAUACAUGGGAAUCUGAUAGUUGUCACCAAUGUGAUACCAACUGCUACUUUUGUGAUGGCUGGGGCAAAACUAAAUGCGAUGUAGACAGAUGCUUUGAAGGUUAUAGAAUCAAAUUGGAUUCUAGCGUACACACUUGUGAAACAUGCUCUGUUACGAACUGUGCAAAAUGCGACGCUGACAGAACCCAGUGUCAAAAAUGUAAAAAAGGCUAUACCCUAAACAGCAACACUUGCGACAAAUGCUCCGACAACUGUGAUUACUGCGAUGUUGAUGGGAAGGAUACAUGUGAUCAAGGAUGGUGUUCAAGCGGUUACGGUUGGAACCCCGAUACUCGACUCUGUGCACAAUGCGCAAAUUCGUGUACUAAAUGUAGUAAAUAUGGACAUAACAAAUGCGAUUCAGCCGCACAUUGUCCCGCUGAUAAAGGCUAUGAUUCAACUAAUCAUGAUUGCUUAACUUGCGAUUCGAACUGCAAUCCUGGAAAAUGUACGGAGGCUGGUAAAUGUUCAGCAGACCAAUGUCAAUCAGGUUUUAAACUCAAAGGCGACAACACUUGUGAAGCAUGUGCAGACACUUGCAAAACUUGCAAAGAAGCUAAUGAUGCAACAAAAUGUCUCAGUUGCAAGGCUGCUAACCAGUUCGUAACGGAUUUAGUAGGAGGAAGUAGUUGUAUACAAUGUGCGUCAAAUUGUAAGGUUGGCCAGUGCUUCGCAGCAGGAAAAUGUAAUAAAGAUCAAUGUAUGGAUGGGUAUAUGUUAGCUACAGAUUAUACAUGCACAGAGUGUGGAUCGAAUUGUAAAACUUGUUCGGCAGUUGGUAAAUGCACAAGUUGCAUGGGAAAUAGAUUCUUAAGUGGCGAUCAAUGCUUAACUUGCGAUCCAAACUGCAAACCUGGAAAAUGUUCUGCAGAAAAUAAAUGUGAUAGUCAACAAUGUAUGAACAAUUACAAGUUCAAGGCAGAUGAUCAAACUUGUGAAAAAUGCCACGAUGAAUGUGCGACAUGUGCUGCAGCAAGUGAUGCUUCUAAGUGUUUAACUUGUACAGCUACAAGAAGUAGUGAUAAUGUUGCCGGUGGUACAUGCGUUGUUUGUGAUCCUAACUGUAAAGCGGAAAAAUGUACUACAGCUGGACAGUGUAGUGAGUGCAGCGAUGGAUAUGCGCUUGAUGGAAAUGUUUGUAAACCAUGUCACGCUGACUGUACAACAUGUGCACAGCAUAACGAUGCUGCUCAAUGCAAGUCUUGUAAUGAUCCAAUGAAAGGCAUCAAAGAUGGUGCGGGUACAGGAGAAUGUAUUGCAUGUGAUGUUAAUUGUAAACUGGGCCAGUGUACUACAGCUGGGCAAUGUAAGGCAGAUGAAUGUAAAGAUGGUUAUGCACUAGAUGGAAAUUUUUGUAAACCAUGUCAUCCGGAUUGCGCAACCUGUAAAGCUCAUAAUGACAAAGAUAAAUGUUUAACUUGUGCAUCUCCUAACAAAGGUAGUGAAGAUGCAUCUAAUGGCGGAGCAUGCGUUGUAUGUGAUCCUAAUUGUCAACCGGGUGAGUGCACAGUGGCUAACCAGUGUAAUACCGACAAAUGUAUAGACGGUUAUGCAAGCGAAGGAACUGGUUGUACAAAAUGUCAUGUCAGUUGUAAAACGUGUAAAGCGCAUACUGUUGAUAAUAAGUGCCUUUCUUGUAUGGAUAUAACGAAAGGCGUCAAAGAUACAGCUCUAGGAGGACAAUGCAUUGCAUGUCAUGCUAAUUGUAAACUGGGCAAGUGUGAUACAGCUGGACAGUGUGACAAUGGAGAAUGUAAAGAUGGUUAUGCAAGCGAUGGAACUAGUUGUGCAGCAUGUCAUCCGAGUUGCGCAACGUGCACAACUGCCAAUGACGCAAAUGCAUGUAAAACUUGCGUGUCAGCAACUGGGAGUACAGACGCCGCUACUGGUGGAUCAUGCGUUGUUUGUGAUCCCAAUUGCCAACCAGGGCAGUGCAAUGAGGCUGGGAAAUGCAAUGCAGGAAAAUGCAAAGAUGGAUAUGCGCUUGAUUCAAAUGUUUGUAAACCAUGUCACGCUGACUGUACAACAUGUGCACAGCAUAACGAUGCUGCUCAAUGCAAUUCUUGUGUUGAUUUAACGAAAGGCAUCAAAGAUGGUGCGGCUACAGGAGAAUGUAUUGCAUGUGAUGUUAAUUGUAAACUGGGCCAGUGUACUACAGCUGGACAGUGUUCCGAUGGUAAAUGUAAAGAUGGUUAUGCAAGCGAUGGAACUGCUUGCAAGCCAUGUCAUCCGGAUUGCGCAACGUGCUCAGUUCAUGGUAACGCAGCUAAAUGUUUAACUUGUGUGUCUCCAUCGAAAGGUAGUGCAGAUGCGGGUGCUGGUGGUGCUUGUGUUGUUUGUCAUGAGAACUGUCAAUCGGGUCAGUGUAUUGAAGUAGGCAAGUGUAACGUUGACAAGUGUACGGCGGGUUAUAUAUACAAGACAGCUGACAAGACAUGUGAAGCGUGUCAUGGAGACUGCUUAACUUGUACAGUCGCUGACGAUAAUACUAAAUGUCUUUCUUGUAUAUAUCCAAAGGCUACCACAAAUCCUAUUGAUGGUGGAAGUUGCAUUUCUUGUGAUUCUAAUUGUAAAGAAGGUGAAUGCACAGCAGCUGGAAAAUGUAAUAAAGAUAAAUGCAAAGAUAAUUAUAUGUGGCAAAGUGAUGGAACUUGCGCACAAUGUGCUAGUGACUGUAAAACGUGCAGCGUAAAGGCCGAUGCGAGCAAAUGUCUUACAUGUGUUGAUCUAUCAAAAACCAGCACAAAUUCCGUAGAUGGUGGCUCAUGCGUUGCUUGCCACGAUAGCUGCAAAAGUGGAAAGUGCUCCUCUACUGGCAAAUGUUACGGGGAUUUGUGUAGCGUCGGCUUUUUUCUGAAGUCAGAUGGAACUUGCCAAGCAUGUGAUCAAACUUGCAGUACCUGUUUUGGUAGCACAUUGAGCGAUUGUAUCACUUGUAAAGGUGAUAGAUUUUCCUCCGGCGGUAAAUGUAUUAAAUGUCACGAAGAAUGCAUGACGAAUGAAUGUACUGAAGACGGUAGUUGUAAAAAGAAUAAGUGUAAAGACGGUUUUACAAAUAAUGUUAGAACGGGAAACACUGUAUCCGAGUUACAAUGCUCCAAAGCAUGUGUUAGUAACUGUAGAAGAUGUGAUAAUGCAGGUGAAAAUAAAUGUGAUAAAGGAAUGUGCAAAGAUGGUUACGUUUGGGUCAACUCAGGCGAAUGUGCAGCAUGUUCUUCUAAUUGUAUGAGUUGUUAUACAAACGGAAAAGAUAAGUGUGAUACAGGCAAAUGUAUGUCUGGCUACACUUAUGACAGUUCUGACAAAACCUGUAAAGCUUGCGGAAGUAACUGCUUGAAAUGUGAUAAGACAGGAGCUGGCGCUUGCGAUUACGAUCAAUGCGUUAAUAACAUGAUCUAUGACAAAGCAAGCCAAACGUGCAAAAGUUGUGAUGUAAACUGCCAACCUUACCAAUGCUAUAAUAGCGGUAGACUCGAUUCAAAAUGCAAUGAUGAUAAGUGCAAAACAAAUCUCAAGAUAGAUAGUACUACUAAAACGUGUAAGCCUUGUCAUGCUAACUGUAAAGCUGGACAAUGUACCGAGCCUGAUACUUGUACCAAUGGACAAUGUAUGGACAGAUAUGUUUCAGAUGGCAAUAAAUGCUCCGCUUGCUCUUCAAACUGCAAAAAGUGUGAAACAAAAGGAAAAGGAAAGUGUGACGAAGGUGAAUGUGACGUUGGUUUCGUAUGGGUUAGUGACAGCUGUAAAAAAACAAUGUGUAAUACUGGAGAAGCAAUGAAUCAUUUAGGAACUUGUUUAACUUGUCCUACUGGUUGCUUAAAAUGCCGUAUUAAGACUAACAAUGUAACCACUGAAUGUAUACCUGGAUUAUGUGAGCAAGGUUAUACAUACAGCAACGGAAUUUGCGUCGCAUGUCCUUCGAAUUGCGAUACAUGUUUCUAUUCGCAAGGAAUAUUAAAAUGUUCAAAAUCUGGAUGUGAAUCUCGCUACGGAUACAAAGAUGAAACUUGCGGUCAAUGUGCUACAGGAUGCGAGGAAUGUUCAAAAUCAGGAUCAGAGCUAGCUUGUGAUUCUAGCAAAUGUUUAAAUGCUUACGCACAAGUUUCUUCCAAUACAUGUUUGAAGUGCUAUCGUGGAUGUGAUACCUGCACAAUGAACACACAAACCAACUUCCUUGGUUGUAGCUCCUCUUCAUGUUCAACUAGUUAUACUCAGCUAGCGGAUAAAUCCUGUUUCUUAUGUCCAACAAAUUGUAAUUCGUGUACUUAUACUGAAGCUCUUUCUCAGACGAAGUGCGACUCGAACAAAUGUGACACUGGCUAUGUAAUGAACAAUUUGGAUAAAUCAUGUCAUAAAUGUCCCACAGGAUGUCAUAAAUGCAGUUAUACAACUACACCAGUAUGUGAUAUUCUUCAAUGUAAGGAUGGUUACGUUCAAAAUCCCAUAUCAAAGGAGUGCAAAGUAUGUCCAUCUAAAUGCUCAGCCUGCUUCUUUGAUGAAGCAACCGCUGACGCUAAAUGUUAUGACAAAGGCUGUAGUAUAAAUUCUUACAUGUCGAGUGGAACUUGCCUGAGCUGCAAUUCAAACUGUCACCGUUGCAUGAACGUUCUGGGAACUAAACAAUGCUUUGAUCAAAAAUGUUCGGACAAUUAUGGGCUUAAAUUUAACGAUCGGCUAUGCUAUGCCUGCCCUGAGGGAUGCAAACAUUGUGACAUUGCUACUGAUGGAACCCCUACUUGCAAUACGUGCCAGAGUGGAUACGCAAUGAAUACUGCUGACAAAACUUGCAAAAUUUGUCCUGAAAACUGUAAUGUCUGUGACUAUGAUGCAGGUAUCACUGAUACCAAAUGUCAGAGCGGCCAAUGUAAAAGCGGAUUUGCACAGAAAGACGAUAAUCGUUUAGGUUGCGUCCAAUGUCAAACCUGUACCGCUUGCACAUACAACACAGAGAAUCCAUCCGUUCCAGACUGCGUUGAUAAUACAUGUCCAGCUAAACAACAGGUUCAAACCGUAGGCAAACAAUGCGGAAAAUGUCCAACUAAUUGUGCUGCUUGUGAUGGAGAUUUGAAAUGUACAUUGUGUGAUAGCAGAUACGCUCUACAAGCAACAGAUAAGCAGUGUAUCGUCUGUCCUGCCGAUUGUCAUUCUUGUGACUCUCUUGGCAAUGGAAAAACUGGCUGCAAAUCAACUGGAUGCAAUUCGGGCUAUGUCGUAACAGAUGAAAAACUAUGUAAAAAAUGUCCAGAUAAUUGUUUGGAGUGUACUUAUAACGCUGAUACGAAGAAAUCGCUAUGUAAAUCCACAAGAUGCGCAUCUAGAUAUGCUAUCACAACAGAUUUCCAAUGCAUGAAAUGUCCGGAUAAUUGUUAUGAGUGCGUUGUUGGUGCUGGAGGUAAGACGGAAUGUAAUGAAAACAAAUGUGAUUCCCGAUAUGGAUGGCGUUCUAGUGACAAAAAUUGUCACAAAUGUCCAGAUAACUGUGCUACUUGUCCUGAAGCUAAUGGUGUUUUAAUAUGUGACAAAUGUGUCUCCGAAUUUACUCUUAGUAAUGCCGAAUGUGGUGCUUGUCCCAGACACUGUCUGAAGUGCACUGAAGAAGCUUCUGAAGGUCUUAAAUGUAAAGAAUGCGAGGCACGAUACGUUUUGGAUGACAAUAAAAACUGUGCCGCUUGUCCCAGCAAUUGUAAUAAAUGCAAUAUUAACAAUGGCGAAGCUAAAUGUGAAUCCUGCGAUAGUGGCUAUACUUUAAACACUGCUCUAACUUGCACAGUAUGCCCAUCUAACUGCCAAAAAUGCGAAUAUAAAAAUAACAAGGCUGAAUGCAUGAUAUGCCAUAAUGGCUAUGCUAUCAAUGCUCAGAAAGGAUGCUCUCGAUGCGCUGAUGUUACCCAAGUUCUUAACUGUGACACAUGCACAAAUGCCGAUUCUACAGGAAAAGGAAAAUGCUUGUCAUGCGUUAAUGGAUAUGGUUUGAAGGAUGAUGCCAAAGAGUGCUUACCUUGCAGCGAUCUCAAAGAUUGCUUGAACUGUAGAGAUCAAGCUUUAUUGUGCAACAAAUGUUCCUCAGGAUUCACAUUAACUCCAGACAAGUUGAAUUGCGGAAUCAACUGUUUUACAUGCAAUAGGUCAGCCGACUGUGCCAAUGAUCCCAAAAAAUCAUCAGAAAAUUCGACUUUAUGUGUCCCAGCAUUAGGUCAAACUUGCUGGAUGCAUAGAUUCGAAGAAAACAAAGUAAUUGAACACGAAAGAGGUUGCUUCAACAGCACAGAUUGCGGUAGCCGCUACAAGAGCGAGGAAUGUCAAGAAGCUAAUGGUAAAAAGGAAUGCAAGAAAUGUUGUACAACUGACAAAUGUAACAGCCAAAUCCUACCUGGAACUGCCUCACAUCUAACAUCAAAUGUCUUAACGAUACUGACUGUACUCCUCCUUGGAGUUGUACGAGCAGUAUUCUAUUAAGACGGGAAACUAAUUAGUUUAGCGUUUAUAUAAUAAUUUAUUUAGUUUUAGAUUAAUACUUUUAUUUGUUCGAAGAGAAAUUAUAUUUAAAAUGACAAAGGUAACGAAAGCAUCUUAAUGAAUCCAAUACUUUUUCGUUGGUGGAAAGAGAUGCAUGAUGUUUGUUGACUGGAAGAAGAUUUAAAAAUCAUAUGACUGCUAAAAUAUUGCAGGAGAUUUUAAAUUUUCAAUGAAGGUCUCAAAUUGAUAUUUGUUACCUAAAAGUCUUUUAUAUAUAUAUAUAUAUAUAUAUAUACAU